CCCGGCUCCUCCAAUACCACGCCAUGGCAGCGCGCAAGCUGCAAACCGAAAUUGACCGGACCCUGAAAAAGGUCGCGGAAGGCGUCGAGCUCUUCGAGAGCAUAUACGACAAGAUGCAGGCGUCGACCAGUCAACAGCAGAAAGAGAAAUUGGAGAUUGACCUCAAGACCCAGAUCAAGAAGCUUCAGCGAUUGCGGGACCAAAUCAAGACAUGGGUAGCGAACAAUGACAUCAAGGACAAGUCCGCGCUGCUGGAUAACCGCAAGCUAAUUGAAACGCAAAUGGAGAAGUUCAAAGCAUGCGAGAAGGAGAUGAAGACGAAGGCGUUCUCGAAAGAGGGCCUUACGCAGUCUGCCAAGCUCGAUCCGAAACAGCAAGAGAAGGUCGACACGAUGUCAUGGGUGCAGUCGAUGAUUGAUGAGCUCAUGGUACAAGCGGAGACGGCGGAGGCAGAGAUUGAGACGCUGCAGGGCGGAGGGAAGAAGAAGAAGGCGGGGAGCGCGGCAGCAGAACGGUUAGAGGGGCUGGAGAGGUUGAACGAACGGCGGAAGUGGCAUAUCAACCGUCUUGAACUCAUCCUCCGGCUGCUGGACAAUGGCUCUCUGCCCACAGAGAAGGUCGUUUCCGUACAAGACGACGUCAAGUACUUCGUCGAAAGCAAUUCGGAUGAGGAUUUCGAGGAGUACGAGGGUGUCUAUGACGACCUCAACCUCGAAGAGGAGGAGGAGAAGUUCCGGAUGCCAAACGAUGAGAGUGACAGCGAGGAGUCUGAAGAAGCAAGUGAAGACUUGCCUCUGCGGACGCCUUCCAAGAAGCACCAUGACGAGGAGAGCGUUGCCAGUAGUAAUAAGCGCGAUAGUCCCGUCUUAAAGAAGGCUGCGACGACAUUGCAACAGCGGAAACAAUCAAUAGCAGCAGAACCACCCAAGCCACCACCACACGCGAAUUUCGCUCAACAAUCUGUAGCAAGUAUGGUCAAGGGUCCGGCACCACCACCACGGAAUCCCCCAUCCGGUUAUGCGAAGGUUGCUGCUGCUGCAGUCGCUCCAUCAACAUCGGCACAAACAUCAACCUCUACGGUAUCAACAUCUACAUCGCAACCAGCAGUCGUACCACCAACACCGUCAAUGUCCACAGCGACAACGUCAUCGAGCUCAAUACCGCUAGAUCAGCAUUCUGCCGUCACAUCGUCACCCAGCUUAACGCAUCCUUCCGUCACAAGCCCGAUGCUCUCGUCUGCUGCGUCCGUAUCUCAUCAGCCCGAAGACUCUGUGUUCUCUGCUCAUGGCUCUCCUGCGCUCCUUGACGCGGUUCCCAGUUCGAUCGGCGGUCCUGCAGCAACGUCUUCCCCACAGCGACCAAUAGCACGGAAAGCUUCGCCGUCUUCACCGACUUCUCUACAACCACCGGGCGUACCGCAUCCCUCUCAAGAGCAGUCGUCUGCGCCCGCGCCCAACGGCCUCUCGCAAAUAUCGACAGCAACAGUACAAGCACCUGCAGCGCCGUCUCCCCUGCCCCCCUCAGGGCAAUCCUUCCCUGGCGCAUCAGCUCCUGCAGGCGCCUCACCCAUGCCUCACCCCGCCCAGCAACAGCCACAGCCGCCACAAUUCCCUCCUGGCGUGCCAGUCAACAACUCGGAGCACGCGAAGCUGCCCCAGGCCCCGCCCGGAACUCGCCCGGACUCGGCGGCUGCCUCGGGUCUCCCUUCACAGAUGCAGCAGCGCGCGAACGCGUUCCCUGGCUCAUUGUCUGAUCUGGUGAUGUCAUUCGAGAACGUGAAGCAGAAAGCGCCACACCGGAUGUCGAACCUCGAUCAGGUGCACAAGCUACUGCAGGGUAGCUACUCGAGUAUGCCGCAACCCCAGGACACGGAAAAGCCGAAGUACUACGUACCUCGAAACCCUGUCCAGACACCCCCAUACUAUCCUCAGGUGCCACACCCGCUGCUCAGCACUCCGGGAAUCUUCUCGCAACUGGAUGUCGAGACGCUCUUCUACGUGUUCUACUACCACCCUGGCACGUACCAACAGUACCUUGCUGCAAAAGAGCUCAAGCGUCAAUCGUGGCGAUUCCACGUGAAGUACUUGACGUGGUUCCAACGGCACUCCGAGCCGCAGGCGAUUACGGAAGAGUAUGAGCAGGGAGUUUACGUUUACUUCGACUGGGAAGGCUCGUGGUGUCAGCGCAAGAAGAGCGACUUCCGGUUCGAGUACCGCUACCUCUCUGAGGACUAAGCGGCGCUCGCUCGAUUGCUCAUCCUAGUGGCGGGGAUAGCAUCGCAAGGACACAGCUCUGCUAACAUGUCUCUUCUCUCCCAAGUUUCCAUUAGUCUUUCCUUACGAUGUUCUGGGCAGCAUACGACGAAUAUCCACCGCUCCCUGCCAUCUUGCCAUUCAAUCAUAUCUCGCUUCUUUCUGUCUAUUUCCUGCUGUCGUUCGUCUCUCAUCCACGCCAGUAUCCAGCCUUACUGUUUCUGUAGCUGCCCGAACUCCUGCUCCGCGUCUCGAGUUUGUAUAUGAUCAUGAAUCUGCUAUAAUCCUCCAUUGUACUGUCGUCAUGGACAAUGACC
This is a messenger RNA of Dichomitus squalens LYAD-421 SS1, 2569 nucleotides long. RefSeq lists its product as uncharacterized. The record is from RefSeq and is a predicted model, not a curated record. The transcript has 12 exons. Gene Ontology annotation, biological process: regulation of DNA-templated transcription; nuclear-transcribed mRNA poly(A) tail shortening. Bases 24 to 2234 code for a protein of 736 amino acids. NCBI's taxonomy places the organism in Eukaryota, Fungi, Basidiomycota, Agaricomycetes, Polyporales, Polyporaceae. Gene Ontology annotation, cellular component: nucleus; CCR4-NOT core complex; P-body.